Messenger RNA from Ziziphus jujuba (common jujube), 1500 nucleotides. Its product is annotated as beta-D-glucosyl crocetin beta-1,6-glucosyltransferase-like. The coding region runs from base 7 to 1392 and encodes 461 amino acids. The record is from RefSeq and is a predicted model, not a curated record. The transcript has a single exon. Lineage: Eukaryota; Viridiplantae; Streptophyta; Magnoliopsida; Rosales; Rhamnaceae. Gene Ontology annotation, molecular function: UDP-glycosyltransferase activity.
AUAUGCAUGCUACCACACACACACAGCCUCAACGGCAUAAUGGAUUCAAAGAGUGGCAAAAUUGGUGUUGUAAUGUUUCCAUGGUUAGCUCAUGGUCACAUAUCUCCUUUCCUAGAGCUGGCCAAGAAGCUAACCACUAGAAACUUUCACAUAUAUUUUUGUUCAACACCUGCAAAUCUAGUCUCCAUUAAACAAAAGCUCUAUCCAAAAUACUCCUUCUCUAUUGAACUUGUGGAGCUUCAUCUUCCUCACUUGCCUGAGCUUCCUCCUCACUAUCACACCACAAAUGGCCUCCCACCCCAUCUCAUGGACACUCUCAAAGCUGCCUUUGACAUGGCAAGCGCUGCUUUCUCUCACAUACUCAAAGCUCUCAAACCGAAUUUGCUAAUUUAUGAUUUUCUUCAACCGUGGGCACCAUCUCUAGCUCUUCAACAAAAAAUUCCAGCUGUCGAGUUCUUAUGCACUAGUGCAACCAUGAUGUCAUUUUUGAAUCACUUCCUCAAGAACCCCGGUAUCAAGUUUCCUUUUCCAUCAAUUUAUCUUCACGAUCACGAAGUCGGUGACUUCAUCUAUCUCCUCGAAUCUUCAGCAAACAACAUCGAGAGCAAAGACCCUGUAAGAGCAUGCGGUGAACGAUCAUCUAACAUCGUUUUGAUAAAGACGACAGGAGAGAUGGAAGGAAAAUACAUUGAUUAUCUCUCUUUUCUAAUGGACAAGAAGAUUGUCCCAGUUGGGCCUCUUGUUCCGGAGCCUAUCAAAGAAUAUGGUGAGGAAACAAAAAUCAUCAAAUGGCUGAACACAAAGGAAAGAUCUUCUGUGGUGUUUGUUUCGUUUGGAAGUGAGUAUUUCUUAUCCAAGGAAGAUAUGAAUGAGAUAGCUUAUGGAUUGGAGCUAAGCAAGGUGAAUUUCAUUUGGGUUGUUAGGUUUCCAUUGGGAGGGAAUAGUAAGCUUGAUGAAGAAUUACCUGAUGGGUUUGUGGAAAGAAUAGGAGAAAGAGGAAUGGUGGUGGAGGGUUGGGCACCCCAAAUAAAAAUUUUGGAGAAUUGGAGUAUUGGUGGGUUUGUGAGUCACUGUGGAUGGAGCUCUGUAAUGGAGAGCAUAAAGUUUGGAGUUCCUAUUAUAGCACUGCCUAUGCAUCUUGACCAGCCACUCAACGCUAGAUUGGUAGAAGAGCUUGGUGUUGGAGUGGAGGUUUAUAGAGACAAAAAUGGGAGAAUUGAAAGAAAGGAAUUAGAAAGAACAAUAAAAUAUGUGAUGGAGGAGGAAAAUGGAGAGGUUUUGAGAAUGAAGACAAAUGAAUUUAGAGACAAAAUGAGAAACAAAGGAGAUGAAGAGAUUGAUGUGGUUGUGGCCGAGUUGGUGAAACUUUAUAGGAAGGUACAGAUUAAUUAGUUGCUUCAUAUUUCUCCAUUAUUUGAGUUUUGUUUGUUUGUUUGUUUGUUUGUUUGUUUUCUAUGCAAAAUAUAUAUAUAUAUAUAUAUAUAAAUUUGCCUGUUUGUA